Molecule: messenger RNA, 3576 nt
Organism: Bactrocera neohumeralis
Lineage: Eukaryota; Metazoa; Arthropoda; Insecta; Diptera; Tephritidae
Product: solute carrier family 22 member 3
Exons: 6
Coding region: 48-2123 (691 amino acids)
Biological process (GO): transmembrane transport
Molecular function (GO): transmembrane transporter activity
Source: RefSeq, a predicted model, not a curated record
CGGUAAAUUAAAAACAUAACAUAUUGGAACGGAACAUUUUGCUGAAAAUGUCUGUGUUUGAGUUGCAAGAAAAAGUGAAGACUAAAACAGUAAACGCAUGUACCGUUACGCCUAUGAUCUUUGCGCUAAGCGACACAAGCAACAACAACAAAUGUGAUACAACAAAAACAACAGAAAAACAGCACAACACCUCAGCGCCAACCACAGGCAGCUCGGUUGCGCCACAACCGCCGCCUCCCGACAUCGUGCAACAAGUGUGCGGCAACUUCGGUCACUGGCAGCUGCGCACCAUACUGCUGAUCUUUCUUUGCAAAAUACCCUCCGCCUGGUUCAUGGCUUGCAUUAUCUACACCGCGCCCACACCGAAGAAGGGCGACUACUAUUGUCGUCCGCCGGCGCUUAUGAACCUCAGCCGAGGCUCAUUGACGGCCGACACGCCCGCCUGGGUGCGCAUGUCACAUCCGGUGUCGGACGAACGCGACACCGAUCGCCGCUUCUAUUUGGAUGCGUGCAAUAUUUACGAGGAGCAAUUGCAACGGGAUUUCAUCGCCAAUCAUGCCAACUAUACAAAUCCGUUCGAGCAGCCCGAUGUGGUGCGCCAGGCGAAUGGUUCGUUGAAGUUCAAGGUGAAUGUGUUGCCCUGCGAGCAUUUCGAGCAUAACUCCGAUUACAAGUCGUUGGUGUCGCAGUUUGAUUUGGUGUGUUCGCGUCAGUUGUUGAUAUCGAUGACGCAGUCAUUUCAUGGUUUGGGCGCCUUCAUCGGUGGGCUGGUGGCACGUCACGCGCUAAAACAUGUGAGUCCUCGGCGCCUAAUGCUUGUCGGCAUGUUUUUCCAAGUCUUCUGUGGCUGCAUUACUGGCUUGGUGACAAAUUUCCAACUACACAUUUAUUUCCGCUGCUUAACCUCCAUCGCCUGUACCGUUAUCAUGUCUGCUGGCCAGGUUAUAUUAAUGGACAUUACAGACGGGCGUGCGAAAACCAUCGUCACCACGCUUUCUGAGUUAUUCUGGGGCAUUGGACUUAUACUGCUGCCGGGCAUAUCAAUAUUUUUCGAUAGCUGGAGUUAUUUGUAUGUGGCCAUAUCGGCUUCGGUGCUUAUUUUGAUUUUUGUGCAUAGAUGGAUAGCCGAUUCGCCACGCUGGCUGCUAGGUUGCGACAAAUUAGAUCAAGCGCUCGAACAGUUACUAAAUUCGGCCACACUUAACCAUCGAUCCAUACCACUAGAUCUAGAGGAAAAGUUGGCGCAUCAAGCGAAGCACUUACAACAAGAAGCAACGAGUGCGCCACGCUAUUGGUCCAUAUGGGAUAAGACCACCGAACGUCAGUAUAUCUGCUGCGUGCAUGUCGCGUGGGUUGGGGUUAUUAUCCUGCAUAACGUCACGCUCCUGAUGAUUCGAACCAUGGGCACGGAGUAUAUACAUGUCAACACCGUGUGCUUGGGUCUCUCCGAGGUGCUCGGCAUCUUUAUUGGUCUCUAUUUGAUACUCUACACCAGACGUCGUUGGCUUUGGUGCGGUCAGCUGUUGACCUUAGCGGGCGCCGUUACCUUUCUAAUAUGGACCGUGCCGAAUACGUUAAAACCAAGUCGACGUGUCGGUUUCGAAAUGAUCUUCUGGAUGUUUUUGAAGUUCGCAACUGCCGUUACUUUCGCCGUGCUUGCUACGUGUACCGGUGAAAUCGUUUCGUCCGAAAAACGUCCCACUUUGAUGUACUCUGUGGUGACGCACAGUCGCUUUUGGCUAAUCUUUGGUCCAUCUAUAGCGGUUACAAUUCAAUUUCACAACUUAAUCCCCAUCACAGUGUUAGCCUCUUUGGCAGUCGUUACGGGGGUACUGCUUUGCUUGCUCAAUCGUGCCUUCUGGAAUAUGGAAAAACCGCGCGUGGCUAAAGUGCUCACGCCGAAGACAUAUCGACGCAAUUCUUCGGCUGAGCUUUUGCGACGUAGUUCACUUGGUGCGAAAUCUGAAUUUUACGACAAUUCUUUAACGAUAAGCAUAUCUGAUCUAUGGCUGGUAAAUUCGCAAUUUGAAGCCAUAACGGAACACGAAGUUGCAGCUGCGCCGAGGAAGAAAUAUGAGAGAGAAAGGGAAAAUGAGAAGCGAAUAUCAGAAGAGCAUUUGUAAGCAAAUUUCCAUGCACACAUUUGUACGUGUGUUCGGGUGUUCCCUUAACAUACACAGCUAAAAAAAUUUUUCAAUCGAAUUUCCUAAUAUCAAAUCCAUGCUACUACUGUCUUCUUCUUAUUUUCUGGCGUAAACACCGCUUUUACGCGUAUAGCCGAGUUAACAACAGCGCGCCAGGCGUUUCUUCUUUUUGCUUUUUGGCGCCAAUUCGAGAUACCAACUGCAUACAGGUCCUUCCCCACCUGAUCUCUCCAACGAAGUGGAGACCUUCCUCUUGUUGGAGUGUUUUCAUCCUUUCGGAUCAUAAAUCUUCCACAAAACCUUUCUCUGGAAUACUCCUAAGGCCGACUCAUUAGCUGAUCUCAUUGUUACAGGACAUGAAUGGUGUCUUUACUGGUUCUAAUAUUGACGAAAUUAUUGACGACUUCAGCUUGCACAGCCGUAUUAGCUUUGCGGGGAUUAUUUUCUCUAAAACUAGAUUGAAGAAGUCACACAUUUAGGGAGUUUCGAUGUCUGAAACCUCGCUGGGUUUCGAACGGAUCAGAGAGGUCCUUCCCGGUUCUGACGGAGCUUUUGGUAUUGCUCAAUGUCAGCUUAUACAGCUGGUAAUAGCUUUGCGGGGAUACCAAGUUCAGACAUAUGUAUGGAGGCAGUUCCUUUCGUGCUGUCGAAGACGGCUUUAAAAUCUGGUCGGUAGUAGAUUUUCCAUUUGUUUGUUAACAGUGGACUUCAGUCUUUUGAACCUCAUCAUAGUCAGGCAAUGGUUAGAUGAUUCCAGCGCCAUAGAUCGGGGAAUCGGUUUCGCCAUCUCCAGAUAUUACACUUUCACUGUCGUUCGAUCGCAACAUUGCGAGGUAGGCUGUCCCCUUUCUUUCUACUGUGAUACUUCAAUCUCCAUCGUACCUGCUCUUCCUUCGACCUUUUCGUCCUACAGUUCCCUUAUACCGAGUUGCCGAUGAGUGCCCUUAGAUAGCAAAAGUGCAAGUCGAGUAAAAACCAUUUAGCUGUCAGUUGUGAUUAUAGCUUCUCGCCGCUUGAUUCAAGACCGACGCCUGCUCGCAGCAGCACCUUUGGUGCACAGACGCCGCAAUUAGACUUCAGCGAUCCCUUAAACCGUAUAUGUCGGAGUGGCUUCGCUGAAGCUUCCUCUCUCUUAUUCGUAAUCUCAGUCUGCACACGGGUUGGCUACCACAUAUUACACAAUGGCUGUUCACGUUUCCAGGGACGCGACGAGGACGUAAGAGUAGAAAUUGGAUGUUGCCCUACGUCUGUAGCUGCUUACCCGUGACUACACCACAUUACACUUCUUUUGUCGAUUUAACAAAAAGUUUAGGUGGCGACUGAAGACCCAUCCAAAGCAAUCAUAGUUUAUAUGUGAGUUCUCCGACCUAACUCGUGGUCAAUUGAAGGAAUGAGACUGAAAACCUGGUUUAUAUAUUUUUUAAGGAACACC